GGGAGUGUUGGGGAAGUACAGUAGUGGCGGAAGAAGCUGCUCUCGAAAACGAAAGUUGGAGCUGAUAACGAAGCGCAAAGAAGUUAAAAUGGAUUUCCAGUAAUAUUAUCCCACAUUUUAUCGUUUAUUUCGUUUGUUUCGAUUAUUUUCUGGGAAACACGAAUUCCCAAUGCGUGCACGAGGCGUUAUUUACCCUAACAACGCUGACGUUAGUAACCGCGAAGAGUGACCGCCUACGUGCUACAGCAACAUUAGCGUGCUGCUUUCAGGCUUUAGAUGAAAAGUUAAAGUACAAGAAAUAAAACUUAAAUCGCUUGGUACGUCGGUGUUGGUGUGUGAGGCUGUUUGUCACACAGACAUGGACCCGGACACUGAGGUUGAAAGGAUAUUUAGGCAUGAGCAUGAGGAGGAGGAUGAUGAAGAGGAGAAGAAGAAGAAGAUGAGGCCUCCCUCCAGCUAUGGAUCAAUGAAGAGUGACAGUGAUGUGAUGGAAGACGAGGAGGAUGAGGAGGAGGGAGCAGCAGCAGCAGUCUUCUCUCCCCCAUUGCCUGUUGUACUACCUAAUUCGAGUGCUCAGGAGGCGACAGGGAUGCAGAUGGUUCGCUCAGAUUCUCCAGAGACCCUCUUCACCAUGACCACGGAGCAGACCAAACCACCAGGGGCUGUUGUCAUUGACACCAGGAUGUCUGAUAUUGAGCCUCCUUCGGAAGACGAUGAGGAUGAUAUGGAUGAAGAGUUGGUAACUCAUUCCCCCGAACCUCCAGAGUUUGUUGAACCAGAUGACUCAAUGCAGGAUGAUGAGAACAGCCAGCCAGGCAAACUGCACCCAGAACAGAGCCUGCCCCAUGUAUUCAAGAGUAUCCAGAAUGUUUUGUCAUCCCUUACCAAGGAAGAGCUAUUCAGUUUCAAGAUGUGGUUUUACCAGUGGGAAUCGGAGAUAACACUGCAACAGGUGAUGGAGGGAGACAUGCUUGAUUUUGUGGACAGGAUUCUGGAGAUCCUUGGCCCGGAUCGUGCCCUGUUGCAUACAAUAAACACGCUAGAAAGUGUCCGCAAUAAACCAGCGGCAGAUGAGCUCCGGAAACAGUGUGAGAGAGCUUUGAUCCGUUUUAAUCUGAAGCAGUAUUUGAUCAGAAAACACCAGGUCAUCCGAGAGGGGGUCGUUCGAGCCGGAAAGCAGAAUCUUCUAGAGCACGUCUACGUCGAGCCCCAGAUUUCCACCUGUUGUUAUGGAGGAGUCGACCCCUCUCACGAGUUUCUACCCCACCCUCCGACACCUCUCCAAGUCCCCAGUCCCGACACCUUUGUUUGUUUGAACAAUCUGUUCCGGCGACAGAAGGCUGAUGGCCAACCCGUGAGGACGGUGCUGACCACUGGGAUACCAGGAAUAGGCAUGACUGUCUCUGUGGGGAAAUUCUGUCUGGACUGGGCAGAAUUGGUUGCCAAUAGGGAUCUGCAGUUUGUACUCAAAAUGUCCUUCCGGACAUUGUGGUUACUGCGAAACAAACCACGAUCUGCCAUGGAAGUGAUAGAAUAUUCUAACCAUCACUGCAAAGGCAUGAAAUACCUGGAGGAAGAGGACUGCAAAUUUCUCGUCAUAAUGGACUCGUUCGACUGUUACCAAGCUUCUCUGGACUGGGAGAAUGCCCCGGUAAUAAAUGACAAUUACACCCAAGCACAUCCUGAUGUUCUGAUCGUAAAUAUCAUCCGAGGCACCGUGCUACGUGGUGCCCGCAUCUGGAUCCUGGGGAGACAAGCGGCUGUCUCACAAAUACCAUCUCAACACAUAGACUUUGUCACAGAAAUACAGGGCUUCAGUGAUGAGAUGAAAGAUGAAUUCCUGACAAAACGCUUUUGUGAUGCCGACCUGGCAGCGAAGAUCGUGGCACACUACAAGCGCCUACCAAUGCUCCGUUUACUCACUCGACAACCCUUCGUCUGCUGGAUGGUGGCCACAGUGUUCGAGCGCUGCUACCGCUAUCAGGGCUACGGGACGCACCCUCCCAGGCUGACACCGUUCUACAUCAGCAUUAUGAUUGUCCAGACCAAUCGCAAGCUGCAGUUCUACUGCAACAAGGGGGAAAAUGAGCUGAAAUGGUCCAGUGACGACAAGCACCUUGUGCUAAAGAUAGGCAAAAUGGCCUUCAAGAUGCUGGAGAAGAAUGUCAGUGUAUUCUGUGAAGGGGACUUGAAGGAGUACGGUCUGAAGUUGACGGAUGUGGUGGUGCUGUCCGGCAUGUGCACUGAGCUCCCUGCUGCCUCAGAUGGGAAGAGGACUUUCUGCUUUAUACACUUCACGUUUCAGGAGUUCAUGGCUGCUAUGUAUGUCUUCUCGAUGUUUCGCUCUGAGUCUAAGAACGUUCUGGGGAACGACUCUCCAGGGUUGCACAUGCCCAAGAUCUUCACAUCCAAGGAGCAAACCAAAUCAGCAGCAGGUCUGGUCCAGUGCGCCCUGGAACGAACCCUCAAGUCCCGGUUCGGCCACUACGACCUGUUCCUGCGCUUUCUGUGCGGCAUGCUUUCCCCAGACUGCCACGACAAUCAGCUGAGCGGGUUUCUCUACGGCCACAAAGCACCAAAGGUGGGAGGACUGGACAAGGUGCAAGAGCUGCUGGAGGAGACGAUACAGACUGCUCAAGAAAAAUAUAGAGACCGCGUGGAAAACUUAAAGGAGUGCCUUAGAGAAAUGAUUCAGGAAGAUGAGUGACACUGCAUCGUGAAAAUCAGCGUCAUCAUGUUUUUGAUGCAGAGAAGAGAAGUUUCUCUGUUUUUUUUGUCAUAGAAUCCAUGAGAGAUCAAAGUGAGACGCUCAAAAUGCUGAAAACCCAGAGCUCAAAGUGACGUUUACAAGUCAGUGUCAGCUUGGCUUUAAUAACAAUAAACUUACAAUAGUAGCGUUGAUUAUGUAUAUGCAAUACUACAUUAUGUCUGUCAUGUCCUAAGGUGAGCACUAAUUUUUUUUAUCAAUGAGGAGCUUGGAAGAGGUGUAGGUUUAGAAAUGGCAUCCUGAUGAGAAGUAAAUGGUGUACGUAUACGAUAACUUCAUGUUUUAAAUUAUGUUUGGCUUUAAAUCACAUCGUGUUUGUGUCUCUGUGUGUCUUUAAGUGCAUAUGUGCUUUUGUACUUGUUAAAUAAACUUCUGUCUUUUUUCA
Larimichthys crocea (large yellow croaker) is the source of this 3152-nucleotide messenger RNA. It is a transcript of the gene nlrc3l, whose product is annotated as NLR family, CARD domain containing 3-like. The transcript has 12 exons. Lineage: Eukaryota; Metazoa; Chordata; Actinopteri; Sciaenidae. The record is from RefSeq and is a predicted model, not a curated record. The coding region runs from base 359 to 2707 and encodes 782 amino acids.